AUGGCGACGACUCUGGGGAGCAGGGAGCACUGGACCGAAGCAUACAUUGAGGCAUUUAGAAGAAAUAAAUACCCAGCUGACAAAACUACUAACAGUACUGACUUCUGUGGAUGUCAUAAUUGUAUGAAUUCUAAGAAGGAAAAGAAGUUUGCGAAUGAAAGAAGUCAGGCUCAGCCUGGAGAAGCUAGCAUGACCUAUACAGAAGAACAGUUACUUGGGGUGCAGAGGAUAAAGAAAUGCAAAAGUUACUAUGAAAUUCUGGGAGUUGGCAGAGAUGCCAGUGAUGAGGAUCUAAAGAAAGCUUACCGAAAACUGGCCCUGAAAUUUCACCCAGAUAAGAACUGUGCACCUGGAGCCACAGAAGCUUUUAAAGCAAUAGGGAAUGCUUUUGCCGUCCUCAGCAAUCCUGAUAAAAGGUUACGCUAUGAUGAAUAUGGAGACGAACAAGCAACUUUUGCUGCCCCCCAGGCCAGACCCUACAAUUAUUACCCAGAUUUUGAAGCUGACAUUACCCCAGAAGAGGUCUUCAAUGUGUUCUUUGGAGGACAUUUUCCUACAGGAAAUAUUCACAUGUUUUCAAAUGUAACAACAGAUGAUACACACUUUUACCGCCGGCGACACCGAAAUGAGAGGGUACAGACUCAGAAGGAAGAAGAAGAAAAGCCUCAGAAUAUGUAUUCUGCAUUUCUUCAAUUGCUUCCAGUUUUCGUGAUUGUGAUUAUAUCUGUUAUUACUCAGCUGAUGGCCUCAAAUCCUCCAUAUAGUCUGUUCUAUAAAUCGUCCAUGGGGUACACAAUUUCCAGAGAAACUGAGAAUCUGCAGGUGCCUUAUUUUGUUGAUAAACACUUUGAAAAAAACUAUAAGGGGUCAUCACUGCGGGACCUGGAGAAGACUGUAGAAAAGGAUUAUAUAGAUUAUAUCCAGUCAAGUUGCUGGAAGGAAAAACAACAAAAAUCAGACUUGACAAAUUUGGCCAGACUGUACCGAGAUGAACGCUUGAAACAGAAAGCAGAAUCGCUGAAACUCGAAAACUGUGAAAAACUGUCCAAUCUUAUUGGCCUCCAUAAAGGUGGCUGACAGAAUCAUUGGAGGAUUACCCAAAGGCAUGAGUUUUCCUUAGUUGUUCCUAUUUAUGUUACUAAUUCCAUUUUAUAAAAGAAAAUUAGAAAGUCAAGUCCAUUUUUAUGGUUUGCUGAAACUCAAGUGGACAGAGCUAAAAAAAUUGAGCCAUGGAGACAGUUUCCAAUCUUCUCAUAAUUCUUGGUGUAGUUUGAUUCCAAAGGCUAGUGUCAGUUCAUCUAAAUUGAUUUCAUGGGCAUAAGAAUUGGAUUUGAUAAUAGUUCCACAGCAUUCCUGACUACCCUUUGGGGACUCCGUUCCAGAAGUAGAACCAAAACGUAUUCUUUUAUAGGAAGGUAAGUGUAUAUCAUCCAGAAAUAAACAGCUACCACUUAGUCCCGUGCCACACACAGGCUUUAUACCUUUAGUUAUUUAUAGCCCAUACAGCAAAUAAUAGCUUUCUAUCAGUUAGAGAUACCAUUUUGCCCCCAGAUCACUAGGCAAUAGAACAUGUUUAAAGUGAAUUCUUCAUUAUUUCAUGGCCAUGAGAAGGACAUGCUUAAAAG
Molecule: messenger RNA, 1625 nt
Organism: Gracilinanus agilis (Agile Gracile Mouse Opossum)
Lineage: Eukaryota; Metazoa; Chordata; Mammalia; Didelphimorphia; Didelphidae
Gene: DNAJC18
Product: DnaJ heat shock protein family (Hsp40) member C18
Exons: 8
Coding region: 1-1077 (358 amino acids)
Biological process (GO): cellular response to misfolded protein
Cellular component (GO): endoplasmic reticulum membrane
Molecular function (GO): Hsp70 protein binding
Source: RefSeq, a predicted model, not a curated record